Molecule: messenger RNA, 573 nt
Organism: Strongylus vulgaris
Lineage: Eukaryota; Metazoa; Nematoda; Chromadorea; Rhabditida; Strongylidae
Source: the annotation of a GenBank genome assembly
AUGGCGGAUCCAGUGGCAGACUUUUUGGCCCGAGAACAAGAUUUAUUCGCAGAAAUCGAUGGAGCACCACCAGUUGGAGGGCCACCAGUCGCGCCUGCGGGUAUGUUCUUUCAUGGCUUUCUUCACAUCUCUAUCUUUAAUCGCUCAGAUUUUCAAGCUGCUGCUCUUGCAGCUGAUGACCUUGCAGCGUUGAUAGAUCCCCCGUCUGUAGGUGGUGGAGAUUCGGGUGUUGAUCUUGCCGGAAUGGACUAUCAGCCGACCCCACCUGUUCCGCUCGUAAAUGGAAAUGGUGUCAAUAGUCACCAGUCAGCUGCAAGUUCUAAAGGGCCCUCUCCAGUCCCUGUUCCACGCAUUGAGGCUGAAAAUAUUCGUAGAUGGCGAGAGCAGCAGAAAAUACUUUUGGAGAAAAAAGAGGCUCAACCUAGUGCAUCAGAAAAAUUUCGGAGCAUCGGUUUAAUAAACGAGUUGCGUGCAGCAGCAAAAAAAGAAUUAGAGGAUUGGUACAAACAAAGAGACGCUGCACUCAAACUAACAAAGGAAGCGAAUAGGUCUGUGCUUCCAGUAUUAUUUUGA